Molecule: messenger RNA, 2654 nt
Organism: Felis catus (domestic cat)
Lineage: Eukaryota; Metazoa; Chordata; Mammalia; Carnivora; Felidae
Gene: ARFGAP1
Product: ADP ribosylation factor GTPase activating protein 1
Exons: 14
Coding region: 1099-2379 (426 amino acids)
Biological process (GO): regulation of ARF protein signal transduction; regulation of endocytosis
Cellular component (GO): Golgi membrane
Molecular function (GO): GTPase activator activity
Source: RefSeq, a predicted model, not a curated record
GACGUUACCGGCCGGGGUUCGGAGAUCGUCUGUGCUUCCACAGGGGUGCUUCGGGCGCUUUCUGUUUGUCCUGGUCACCUGUGUAAGCGCCUUGGACACCGAGCAGCGUCCUCAGCUACUUUUAAUGGUAGACAUGGAGAAAGUCCCAACUUAAGGACUCAGCUUUCAGCAGUUAGCAAGUGGCUUACCUGAUGAACCAAGAAAAGCUGUCCUCGUUUGGUUCAGUGUUUCCUGAAGUUAUGUCCACCUGCAGAAAGCUGCAUUUUACCAUCUGGGUUUCAAGCAUUAAGGAUUUUUUGGGUUGUUUCUCAGCAUAAAUCUUAUUUACGGUUUUGAAAGUUAGGAGGUGUUUUCAUGCAUCAGAGUUAGCAUCUCAGAGGGUUAAAGGAUGCUCACCUCCAAACGGGUCACCAAGGGGAGUUCCUUUUAAAUCCAAAUCAAGUCUUUUAGCUUCCACAUGUUACCUUUCUGCUAGUUCUGCAAACAUUUGCUCUGCCCAAUUUUAUUUUACACAGUUUCCAAUUCAGAGCAAGCUCAGCCCCGUUCUGGCUUUUGUUUGCCUGUGCCCUCUUGACCAGAAUGUGAACCCCUGAGGGAAGCUACAGUCCUCGGGAAAGAGCACAGGGCUGAGUAUGGAGACCUGAUCGGGCAGGGACGCAUGUCAGCCCCACACACCAGCUUGCAUGGGCUUCCCCAGUGGCCGCCACAAGACGAAUGUGUGGAGAGGGCUUUGUGACUCAGACCCGGCAGGAUGUCUCUCCAAGAGUGUGCGCUUAUGUGUCUGUGUCCUUCCUUGCCUGUCUGUGCCCUUACCCAUCUAUGCCGUGCUGUGGCCUAGGCGCUCAGUGUGACAGCAGUAUCCCAUUUGAAUGAGUCUGGCCCAGAUUAUGGAUUCAGGUGUUUGCCCUCAAGAUCUGAUGCUUUCGGUAGACUGUCACACGCGGCACAGAAAGCCGCAGAGCAGAGGAGCCUUGGGUGAACUCUGGGUUUUGUUUCCGUCAGUUAUCGAAAACCAGAAGCAACUUCAUUUCUUGCUUGCUUCGACGAGCCUCAGAGCGGGAACAUCGAAGUUGUGGCCUUCCAGAUUUAGAAAGCACCAUGGCCAGCCCACGGACCAGGAAAGUUCUUAAAGAAGUCAGAGCCCAAGAUGAAAACAACGUGUGUUUUGAGUGUGGAGCAUUCAACCCCCAGUGGGUGAGCGUGACCUAUGGCAUCUGGAUCUGCCUGGAGUGCUCGGGGAAGCACCGCGGGCUUGGGGUGCACCUCAGCUUUGUGCGCUCUGUUACCAUGGACAAAUGGAAGGACGCGGAGCUCGAGAAGAUGAGAGCUGGGGGGAACGCGAAGUUCCGAGAGUUCCUGGAGUCUCAGGAGGACUAUGACCCGUGCUGGUCCCUGCAGGAGAAGUACAACAGCAAGGCCGCAGCCCUCUUCAGGGACAAGGUGGCCGCCCUAGCUGAAGGCAGAGAAUGGUCUCUGGAGUCCUCGCCUGCCCAGAACUGGACCCCACCCCAGCCCAAGGCGCUGGCGACCACUGCCCACCGGGCCUCUGGCCACCCACAGAGCUCCACCGGCUCCUCAGACAAGGCGUUUGAAGACUGGCUGAAUGGCGAUCUCGGCUCCUACCAGGGGGCCCAGGAGAACCGUUACGUCGGGUUUGGGAACACAGUGCCCCCCCCCAGGAGGGAAGACGACUUCCUCAGCAGUGCCGUGUCGUCCCUGUGCUCGGGCUGGAGCAGUUUCACCACCGGAGCGAGCAAGUUUGCCUCGGCUGCCAAGGAGGGUGCAACGAAAUUCGGAUCUCAAGCAAGUCAGAAGUUUUGGGGCUCCAAGCAGCAGCCAGAGCCGGCUUCGGAGCUGGGCCACAGUCUGAACGAGAACGUCCUCAAACCCGCCCAGGAGAAGGUGAAGGAGGGAAAGAUUUUUGAGGAUGUGUCCAGUGGGGUCUCUCAGUUGGCGUCCAAGGUCCAGGGGGCCGGCAGUAGGGGCUGGCGGGACGUCACCACCUUUUUCUCUGGGAGAGCGGAGGACCCCUCGGACAGACCCCCGGAGGGCCAGAGCUCCCGGAGCGGCGGUGGGGACAACCCCCAGAACACCGUCGACCAGAGCUUCUGGGAGACCUUCGGGAGCGCCGACCCCGCCAGGGGCCACAGGUCCCCAAGCAGCGACAGCUGGACGUGCGCGGACGCCUCGGCCGAGAAGCGGAGCUCGGACAGCUGGGACGUGUGGGGCUCGGGCUCCGCGUCCAACAACAGGAACAGCGACAACAGCGACCUCGGGGAGGCCUGGGGGGGCAGCGGGGAGGGCAGAGCCAAGGCCCCCAAGAAGGCGGUGCCGCCGGCGGCUCCGGUGGACGAGGGCUGGGACAACCAGGACUGGUAGGCCCCGCCGCGCGCCGGCCCCCAGCAGCUGGGACGGCCACCGCGUCUGCACUUGGUCCCCACGUCUCCUCCCGUCUGACCCAAGAAACCAGCUGUGGCGCGAAGACGGCACCUCGGGUGGGAGCCUGCGGGCGGGGCUGCCCGCUCACGUGGGCACUGGCCCUCCUGUGGUGGCCUGGCGACGAGGAGGGCGGGGUCCCGCCCCCGCAGGAGGCAGGCUGCGCCAUCGUUCCGUAACGCCCUCGCUAAUAAACCCUCCCGGGUGGCCGCACCGCA